AUGCCCCACAGAGUCGCCAACUUCCUUCGCAACUCUACUGAGAACUUCAGUGUCUCUGCCAUUGCGAACCUCAAGACCAUUCGCAACCAGUCGACACACCACAACCACAAGCAGCACAACACAAACGUCCAAGACCAAGGCUUGCUGCGUAGGGUCCCUCUCGACCGCCACUCAUCUUACUCUUCCGAUGACGGCGAGCACAUCCCUUACAACAAGAUGUUCGCCGCCGAGCCCCCCGUCGACCAUCACCACAAGGAGAAGAAGCACCACCACCACCGCCUCUCUCUGCCUUUUGGCCGUUCCAACAAGGAUCACCACGAGAACCCCCACGCGAGGCUAGACCUCAAGAUCGAGAGCCCUCCCAUUGUCUUUUUUGGCGAUGCCGAGACCUCUACCGGCGCUCUCGUCUCUGGUCAGAUGUUCCUCGAUGUCAAGGACGACCACCUCGAGGUCGAGGCCUUCGAGGCCAAGCUCAACAUCCACGUUCAACACAAGCGCCCCUUUGCCAACCACUGUAACGAGUGCCAGAACCAGUACACCGAGCUUAAGCGCUGGACGUUCCUCGCUCACCCCACCACCCUGAAGAAGGGACUGCACCCGUUCCCCUUCUCCAUCCUCCUGGAAGGCCACCUCCCCGCGUCCAUGGACACGCCCAUCACCUCCAUCGCCUACGAGUUCAAGGCCGAGGCCACUCUGGUCAAGGGCACACCGGGCUCCCAGACGCCCAUCAAGUUCGAGCAAAACUUCGACGUCAAGCGCUCCCUCCCCCAGCCCGAGUUCCCUCACCACUCGGUCCGCGUCUUCCCCCCCACCAACAUCAAGGCCAGCGCCCACUACAACCAGGUGAUCCACCCCGCCGGCACCCACAACGUGUCUUUCCGGCUCGACGGCCUCACCAGCGCCAACGCAUCCAACAAGACGGUCGAGUUCUGGAAGCUCAAGAAGGUUACUUGGAAGCUCGAGGAGACCAUCAAGACGGUGGCCCCCGCCUGCGACAAGCACGCUCCCGCCGGCGCCCAGGCCAACCAGAAGGGCCUCCACCGCUCCGAGACGCGCAUCCUCGGCGAGAAGUACAUGCACGACGGCUGGAAGUCGGACUACUCCAGCACCGACGGCCACGUCGAGUUCGAGUUCGAUUACGGCGUCAUCGCCAGCAAGCACGGCCACGGCCCGCGCUACGCCUGCGACAUGAAGUCCCACGACGGCACCGAGGUCACCCACGCCCUCAUGAUCGAGAUGGUCGUCUCCAAGGAGUGGGCGCCCGUCGGAAAGCCCCACCUCGCCACGCAGACUGGCACCGGUCGCAUCCUUCGCAUGCACUACCAUGUCAUGCUCACCGAGUGCCCCGGCCUCGGCGUUAGCUGGGACAACGAGGCGCCUCCCGUCUACCAAGACGUUCCCCCUUCGCCGCCCGCAUACCCCGACCAGCCGGCACCCAUCGAGUACGAUAGCCUCGAGUCCCUUGACGGACAAACGCACAGCACCGAGGGAUCAGUUACAUCAUAA
Molecule: messenger RNA, 1506 nt
Organism: Colletotrichum truncatum
Lineage: Eukaryota; Fungi; Ascomycota; Sordariomycetes; Glomerellales; Glomerellaceae
Biological process (GO): ubiquitin-dependent endocytosis
Cellular component (GO): cytoplasm; cytosol; plasma membrane
Molecular function (GO): protein-macromolecule adaptor activity; ubiquitin protein ligase binding
Source: RefSeq, a predicted model, not a curated record